GACAGACAGACAGACGGCCGGCGGCCAGCUCAGCCCGCGGCAGAGGCUGUGCCAAGGGCCCCGGCCCCACCGGGACACGCUCCUGGCCCGGGAGCACCCGUGGGCCCUGCAGCACGGGAGCGAGGAGCGGUGGGAGUGCGGCGGUGCCGGGCGAUGGGGUUAUGCUGCCCCAACACCGCCCUCUGAGUCCCCGUGAGAAGGAGAAGGGCUAAGCGGGCCCCGCGGCCAGCGCCAUGAGCCACUCCCAGGUGUCCUCCGAGAUUCACCACAUCGUCUCGUCGGCCUUCGAGAGCCCCGAGCAGGAUGCGCUGGGCCCCAGCUCGCCCAAGUUCGGGGAGGAGGAGGAGGAGAAGGACCUGAACAAGGCGCUGGGCGUGGAGCGCUUCGAGGAGAUCCUGAGCGACUCGUACCCCCGCAACGCGGAGGAGGCCGGGCGCAGCUACGGCGAGGAGGACUUCGAGUAUCACCGCCAGUCGUCCCACCACAUCCACCACCCGCUCUCCACGCACCUGCCCCCCGAUGCCCGCCGCAAGAAGGGAGCACCCAAAAAGGGCAAGAAGAAGCGCCCCCGCGCCUCUGCCCCCGGCGAGACCCCCACCAUCGAGGAGGCCGAAGAGGAUGAGGAUGAGGCGGGCGACACGGAGACAGAGCGCUCUGCGGAGGAGCUGCUGCAGGGCGCCCCGCCGGAGGCGGUGCAGGUGGGGGCCGGCCGGGGCAGGGAGCGCAAGAGCCGGGGGGCUGCUGGUGCCCGUGGGGCCGCAGCAGCAAAUUUGUCCCCCCGCCCUUCGCCACAGUUCUUCCUGCAGGAGGACGAGGUGGCCGACCGCCGCGCAGAAGAGCCAGCAGCACCCCCGGCACUGCCAGCCCCCCCGGCAGAGCCCUGCGCGGCUGCGUCCCCCAAGGCAGCCAGGGCAGCCAGCCCUGAUGCCGAGGAGGGACGCUCAGCUGAGGGCCCGGCCGCCGAGGAAGCCGGUUCCCCCGGCCGCCCCACGGCCAAGUCCCAGCCGGGGCACCGGAGCUACAACCUCCACGAGAGGCGGCGGAUCGGCAGCAUGACGGGCGUGGAGCAGGCGCAGUACCAGAAGAUGCCCACAGACGAGUCGGAGGCCCAGACGCUGGCCUCGGCCGACCUGGACUACAUGAAGAGUCACCGCUUCGAGGACGUGCCCGGGGUGCGCCGGCACCUCGUGCGGAAGAGCGCCAAGGCGCAGGUUGUCCACGUCAGCAAGGACCACAAGGAGCCGAGCACGCGGCACCGCAAGCAGGACCGGCAGCCCCACGAGGUGUUUGUGGAGCUGAACGAGCUGGUGGUGGACAAGAACCAGGAGCUGCAGUGGAAGGAGACAGCGCGCUGGAUCAAGUUUGAGGAGGACGUGGAGGAGGAGACGGACCGCUGGGGCAAGCCUCACGUGGCCUCGCUGUCCUUCCGCAGCCUCCUGGAGCUGCGCAAGACCCUGUCCCACGGCGCCGUGCUCCUCGACCUGGACCAGAAGACUCUGCCGGGGGUGGCUCACCAGGUGGUGGAGCAGAUGGUCAUCACCGACCAGAUCCGGGCCGAGGACCGCGCCAACGUGCUGCGGGCGCUGCUGCUCAAGCACAGCCACCCGAGCGACGAGAAGGACUUCUCCUUCCCCCGCAACAUCUCGGCCGGCAGCCUGGGCUCGCUGCUCGUGCACCACCACAGCACCAACCAUGUGGGCGAGGGCAGCGAGCCGGCCGUCACCGAGCCCCUCAUCGCCGGCCACGCCGUGGAGCACGACACGCGGAUCGAUGUGGAGCGGGAGAGGGAGGUCCUGGCCCCAACGCCCCCGGCUGGCAUCACUCGCUCCAAGUCCAAGCAUGAGCUGAAGCUGCUGGAGAAGAUCCCAGACAACGCCGAGGCCACGGUGGUGCUUGUGGGCUGCGUGGAGUUCCUGGACCAGCCCACCAUGGCCUUCGUGCGGCUGCAGGAGGCCGUGGAGCUGGACUCGGUGCUGGAGGUGCCCGUCCCCGUGCGGUUCCUCUUCGUGCUGCUGGGGCCCAGCAGCACCCACAUGGACUACCACGAGAUCGGGCGCUCCAUCUCCACCCUCAUGUCCGACAAGCAAUUCCACGAGGCCGCCUACCUGGCCGACGACCGCCACGACCUCCUCAACGCCAUCAACGAGUUCCUGGACUGCAGCGUGGUGCUGCCGCCCUCGGAGGUGCAGGGCGAGGAGCUGCUGCGCAGCGUCGCCCACUUCCAGCGCGAGAUGCUGAAGAAGAGGGAAGAACAGGAGCGGAGGCUGCUGCUGGAGCCCAAGUCCCCCGAGGAGAAAGCACUGCUGAAGCUGAAGGUGGUGGAGGGCGAGGGCGAGGAUGAGGACGAUCCCCUGCGGCGCACGGGCCGGCCCUUCGGGGGGCUGAUCCGGGACGUGCGGCGGCGCUACCCCAAGUACGUGAGCGACUUCAGGGACGCGCUGAACCCCCAGUGCAUCGCAGCCGUCAUCUUCAUCUACUUCGCUGCGCUGUCCCCAGCCAUCACCUUUGGAGGGCUGCUGGGGGAGAAGACGCAGGACCUGAUCGGGGUGUCGGAGCUGAUCAUCUCCACGUCGCUGCAGGGCGUGCUCUUCUGCCUGCUGGGCGCCCAGCCCCUGCUCGUCAUUGGCUUCUCGGGGCCCCUGCUCGUCUUCGAGGAGGCUUUCUUCACGUUCUGCACGUCCAAUGGCCUGGAGUACCUGGUGGGACGCGUCUGGAUCGGCUUCUGGCUCAUCCUCAUCGUGCUGGUCAUGGUGGCCUUCGAGGGCAGCUUCCUGGUGCGCUUCGUCUCCCGCUUCACGCAGGAGAUCUUCGCCUUCCUCAUCUCCCUCAUCUUCAUCUAUGAGACCUUCUCCAAGCUGGCCAAGAUCUUCCAGGAGCACCCCCUGCACAACUGCACGAGGGCCAACGGCACGGAGGCGGAGGCCUGGAGGGAUGGCAGCACGGCCCCGGCCAACAGCACGGGGGGCCGCGCCGCCGCCAAGGUGACGGGGCAGCCCAACACGGCGCUGCUCUCGCUGGUGCUCAUGGCCGGCACCUUCUUCAUCGCCUUCUUCCUGCGCAAGUUCAAGAACAGCCGGUUCUUCCCCGGACGGAUUCGGCGGCUCAUCGGGGACUUCGGGGUGCCCAUUGCCAUCCUGGUGAUGGUGCUGGUGGACUACAGCAUCCACGACACCUUCACGCAGAAGCUGAGCGUGCCCAGCGGGUUCUCGGUGACGGCCCCGGAAAAGCGGGGCUGGGUGAUCAACCCCCUGGGCGAGAAGAGCGACUUCCCCGUGUGGAUGAUGGUGGCCAGCGGCCUCCCCGCCAUCCUCGUCUUCAUCCUCAUCUUCAUGGAGACGCAGAUCACCACGCUGAUCAUCAGCAAGAAGGAGCGGAUGCUGCAGAAGGGCUCUGGGUUCCACCUCGACCUCCUGCUCAUCGUGGCCAUGGGUGGCUUCUUCGCGCUCUUCGGGCUGCCGUGGCUCGCCGCGGCCACGGUGCGCUCCGUCACGCACGCCAACGCGCUCACCGUCAUGAGUAAGGCCGUGGCGCCCGGGGACAAGCCCAAGAUCCAGGAGGUGAAGGAGCAGCGGGUCACCGGGCUGCUGGUGGCCGUGCUCGUCGGGCUGUCCAUCGUCAUCGGGAAGCUGCUGCAGCAGAUCCCGCUGGCCGUGCUCUUCGGGAUCUUUCUCUACAUGGGCGUCACCUCCCUCAAUGGCAUCCAGUUCUACGAGCGCCUGCAGCUGCUGCUGAUGCCCCCCAAGCACCACCCUGAUGUCCCCUACGUCAAAAAGGUGCGCACGCUGCGCAUGCACCUCUUCACCGGGCUGCAGCUGGCGUGCCUGGCCGUGCUGUGGGCCGUCAUGUCCACCGUGGCCUCCCUGGCCUUCCCCUUCAUCCUCAUCCUCACGGUGCCACUCCGCAUGUGCCUGCUCAGCCGCAUCUUCACCGACCGCGAGAUGAAGUGUCUGGACGCGGACGAGGCCGAGCCCAUCCUCGACGAGCGGGAAGGUGUGGACGAGUACAACGAGAUGCCGAUGCCAGUGUGAGCCUGUGCCAGCCAGCGAGCCGCCCGCGGGGCUGGGCACGGCCAGGCCCCCGUGCUGCCGCCCUGCAUGGGGCUGGGGGCAGCGGCUGCGCAGCCGUGCCCGGCCGGGGACGGGCACCCCGCGCCCCUGGGACUCCGCUCUGCCGGCCGGGGGCCCCCCGCCAAAGAGAAGCCGUCCCGUGGCCUCACCCCACGGGGACACCCCCCCCCAGGGCACCCCGCUCGCCGCUGCUGCAGCGCAGGGGGCCCGUGCCUUUCGUCCCCCCCCCGGACACGUCCUGACCACGCCGUGGGGCAGAGCCCUCCCACCAUUCCCCUGCAGUGCUGCAGGUCCGUGCCCUGCCCCAGCUCCUCUGCCACCCUGGCCUGGCCCUGGGCUCCCGCCCGACAAUCAGGUGUUAACUGAAUACCACCGUGUUUUAUUUAACUGAAACGGCAAUAAACAGCUUUAUAGCGAGCGUGGCGGGAUGAGGAGUGCCGAGGCAGCCCGGUGCGGAGGUGCGGGGGGCAGCCCGUCCUGCCCUGCCCCACGGCCGCCCGCACCAGGGCAGGGCUGCCGGCAGCAUCCGCGCACCGCACGCGGCGGUGGGGUGCUGGCCCUGGGGACCACGGCCGCCCCCCGCCACCUCCCGGGCAGCCCUGGGGCUGGGGGCAGCCCGCUGCCUCGUACUAAUAAAGAGAACGGACUUUGCA
This is a messenger RNA of Cygnus atratus (black swan), 4720 nucleotides long. RefSeq names its product solute carrier family 4 member 2 (gene SLC4A2). Gene Ontology annotation, cellular component: plasma membrane; apical plasma membrane; basolateral plasma membrane. The coding region runs from base 234 to 4028 and encodes 1264 amino acids. Gene Ontology annotation, molecular function: monoatomic anion transmembrane transporter activity; solute:inorganic anion antiporter activity. NCBI's taxonomy places the organism in Eukaryota, Metazoa, Chordata, Aves, Anseriformes, Anatidae. The record is from RefSeq and is a predicted model, not a curated record. Gene Ontology annotation, biological process: transmembrane transport; bicarbonate transport; regulation of intracellular pH. The transcript has 22 exons.